This is a messenger RNA of Hordeum vulgare subsp. vulgare (domesticated barley), 1674 nucleotides long. RefSeq names its product cytochrome P450 76M5-like. NCBI's taxonomy places the organism in Eukaryota, Viridiplantae, Streptophyta, Magnoliopsida, Poales, Poaceae. The record is from RefSeq and is a predicted model, not a curated record. The transcript has 2 exons. The coding region runs from base 28 to 1539 and encodes 503 amino acids. Gene Ontology annotation, molecular function: oxidoreductase activity, acting on paired donors, with incorporation or reduction of molecular oxygen; iron ion binding; heme binding.
UCCUAACUUCCUAAGUAUCGAAUUAAAAUGGAGACUUGUACUAUACUAUGGCUCCUCUACGUCUCGGCCGCGUCUUACGUCCUCUACAAAGUCUUCAUCCGUGGCGGAAACAGCCCAAAGACGAGCUCCAGCAAUGCGCGACGGCCGCCGGGGCCGGCACCAAUCCCUUUCAUCGGCAACAUCUUCCACCUGCAAGGCGAGCCGCACCACGCCCUGGCAAGGCUCGCCGGGGUUUAUGGCCCCGUCAUGUCCUUGAAGCUCGGCACGACCACUGCCAUCGUCGCCUCCUCCGCGUCCGGCGCCCGCGACAUCCUCCACAAGUACGACCACCUACUGGCCGCGCGGUCCAUCACCGACGCCGGGCGCGCGCUGGGAAACCAUGAGCGCUCCAUCGUGUGGCUGCCGUGCACCAGCCCGCUGUGGAAGCGCCUCCGCGCGGUGUGCACCAACCACCUCUUCUCGGCUCGCGGCCUCGACGCGACGCGGGCCGUGCGGGAGAAGAAGGUGAGGGAGCUCGUCGGCAGCCUACGCGCCCACCACGCCGGCGAGGCCGUGGACGUUGGCCGUGUCGUGUUCUCCGGGGUGCUAAACCUCGUGUCCAACGUGCUAUUCUCCGAGGACGUGGCCGACAUGAGCUCGGACCGGGCGCAGGAGCUGGAGGUGCUCAUCAGGGGCAUGGUGGAGGAGUUCACCAAGCCCAACUUGUCGGACCUCUUCCCGGUCCUCUCCGCGCUAGACUUGCAGGGCCGCCGCCGGCGCACCACCCAGUACCUGAGGCGGUUCAAUGACUUCUUCAGCCCGAUCAUCGGCCGCCGUAUGAAAUACGAAGGUGAAAGGAAGGAUGAUUUCUUAGACGUGCUACUCCAGCUUCACUCGGUGGAUCAGCUCAGCCUCGAGGCUCUCAAUUGCUUUCUUUCGGAUUUGUUUGUGUCAGGGGCGGAGACUAAUUCCACCACGGUGGAGUGGACGAUGGCCGAGCUACUCCGGCAACCGGCCGUGAUGUCAAAGGUUCGCGCCGAGUUGCGGGAUGCUCUCGGCUCGAAGCGGCACCCUGAUGAGUCCGACGUCGGCAGGAUGCCGUACCUGCGCGCCGUGGUGAUGGAGACCAUGCGGCUUCACCCGCCGAGCCCGCUACUGAUGCCGCACGAGGCCAUGGCCGAUGGCGCCGAGGUCGGCGGCUUCGCGGUGUCCAAGGGCACCAAGCUGAUCGUCAACCUAUGGGCCAUCAUGCGCGACCCGGCGCUGUGGAAACAACCGGAGGAGUUCAUCCCUGAGAGGUUCCUCGGGGCGGACAUGGAUUUCCGGCGCAAGGAGCAGGGGGAGUUCAUGCCGUUCGGGGCUGGGAGGAGGGCGUGCCCUGGGACGCCCAUGGCGACGAGGGUGGUGACGCUGAUCCUUGCCUCCGUGCUUCACGCGUUUGAGUGGAGACUGCCCAACGGGAUGCUGCCGUGUGACGUGGAUGUUAGGGGCCGGUUUGGCACGUCGCUCAAAAUGGUCACGCCGCUCAGGGCCGUGCCGGUGCCGGUGCCGUUGUUCUAGUAGCUUGGCUAUCUGAUUUCAGGUUGAUUAUUUGAAAACCAUAAUUAGGUGAUAUUAAUUGUGAGACAAGUGAUCACAGUCAUGUAAAAAUACUAAGUGACGCGCGCCAAUGAAGGAUGAAUCUUAAUUUCAGUA